AGCACAAUAAUCUGUGUUUCAGUUUUUUUUUUUCAAUUUAGGUGAAGAGUUUGGCUGGAUUGAGUUGCGGCGUACUUGAUUUAGUUCAAUACAGUUCCGUUAGGUUUCGCAACAAAGGAAAUUCUGUAGCUAGUCAGGCAGGGUGGGGGUGAUGAUUGAUCCGUAACCAUGAGCAUUGAUAUUUAUAUGCGUUCAUGGGCAGUGCCGAUAGUAAAAAAUUGUCCGAGAUUAUUGACUUAGUGAAAUCAUGGAUUCCAAGCAGGGCAAAGCCUGCAAACAUGUCAAGAGAUUUCUGGAUGCCAGAUGAGAGCUGCAUAGUUUGUUACGAGUGCGAUUCGCACUUCAAUGUUUUCAACCGCAAGCACCAUUGUCGGCUGUGUGGGCGGGUUUUCUGUUCUAGGUGCACCACAAACACUAUCUCAGCUCUUUCUGACGAGCCAAAGAAUGGGAGUGGGGAUGGGGAUAAGAUUAGGGUUUGUAAUUACUGCUUCAAGCAACAUUCAGAUACUCGUGAUAAUGUGAUGUUUGCAUCAAGUUCUGGACUCGGUCCAUCUCCCUCGUCGGCGAGUUUGGUGAGCACUCCUCAAUCUAGUUGCAGUAGUGCUGGUUCAUCUCGAUGUUCUACAGGGCCUUUCCAGCACGUUUCUAAGAGCCCUUGUCAGUCCGAAGAGAUGGAUUCGGUGUCGGGAGAGAAAGAACAUAUAAGGAGCCCCAGAAAAGUUGAUUGCCUUGAUGCAAGGGAGGCUUUGAGUGAGCAGUUUGAAUCUUGCAGCAGGAGUGAUGAAGAGGAGGACGAAUACUCUGUAUGCAGAUCACAUUCUGAGGCCACUCCACCAAGUCCUUCUGACAUGGGCUACGGUCCUAUCAACUAUUGUCAGAUUGAUCACAUCUAUGAUCCACAUGAAGUACACUCUAAUGAGGAAAAUACACACCCAACUUGUAAUUUGCCUGAAAACAUUGACACACAAAGAUUUGACUAUGCAACAACGCUUGGUGAAGAAACACAUCUACUGGAGAAUCAUGUUCAAUCUUCAUCACCUCCUUUAAAUGAGCUGCAUGGUGCGGAUGUUGAAGCUAUGGAUUACGAAAACAACGUUCUUAUCUGGCUGCCACCAGAGCCUGAAGAUGAUGAGGAUGAGAAGGAAGCCCUUAUAUCUGACGACGAUGAUGAUGAUGGCGAAGAUGCCACAGGAGAGUGGGGUUAUCUACGCUCUAGCAGCUUUUCCUUUGGGGAGUGUCGAAGUAGGGAUAGAUCAAACGAGGAACACCGGAAUGCCAUGAAAGGAGUUGUUGACGGGCAUUUCAGAGCUCUGAUAACUCAACUUUUGAAUGCUGAGAACCUGCCUGCCAGUGAGCAUGCAAAUUGGUUGGAUAUCAUUACGACAUUGUCCUGGGAAGCUGCUACUCUUCUAAAGCCAGACACAAGCAGGGGUGGGGGAAUGGAUCCUGGUGGAUAUGUUAAAGUUAAGUGCAUACCUUGUGGGCGUCGAAAUGAGAGUACGGUGGCUAAAGGUGUUGUUUGCAAGAAAAAUAUAGCACAUCGACGAAUGGCUACAAAAGUUGAUAAAGCACGACUGCUACUGCUUGGUGGUGCACUGGAGUACCAACGGGUUGCUAACCACUUAUCGAGUUUUGAUACAUUACUACAACAGGAAAAGGACCAUUUGAAAAUGGCUGUUACAAAAAUUGAUGCACAUCACCCAAAUAUUCUUUUGGUGGAAAAAUCAGUUUCUAGACAUGCACAAGAAUAUCUUCUUGAAAAGAACAUAUCUCUGGUUCUAAACAUUAAGAGACCACUUUUAGAGCGUAUAGCUCGCUGCACUGGUGCACAAAUAGUUCAAUCAAUUGACAAUCUUUCUGCUCCAAAACUAGGAUAUUGUGACUCGUUUCAUGUGGAGAAGUUUCUGGAAGAUACUGGCACUGCUGGCCAAGGCGGAAAAAAGUUAACGAAGACGCUGAUGUUUUUUGAAGGUUGCCCUCGUCCAUUGGGAUGUACUAUUCUCCUCAAGGGUGCCAGUGUGGAUGAGCUGAAAAAAGUUAAGCACGUAGUUCAUUAUGGUGUUUUUGCUGCUUAUCACUUAGCACUAGAGACCUCAUUUCUUGCUGAUGAAGGUGCUUCUAUGCUACAACUCCCUUUGACGUCCCCAAUAAAAGUUGCACUGCCUGGUAAGCCCGCAGGCAUUGACCGGUCAAUCUCUACGGUACCUGGAUACAGUGCUCCUUCCCCUGACAAGCCUGAAGCGCAACAACAUCUCAGACAAGCAUUUCAGUCUACAAACGACUUUGAGCACUCAGACCCCAUUCCUUCUGAAGGUUCUAUUGCUCCAAAUAGCGAAUCUGAACUCAAAAGUGUGGAUGUUACCAGUUCAGGUACUGACUGCACAGGUCCCAGUGGAAGUUGUGUUGCUAAAAUAUUGGGUUAUCUUGAUGAAGUGGAAGGAAAUAAUAAAUUAGAUCAGAACCAAUUUUUUGAGUCUGAAGCUUCAGGACAAGGCUUCAGUUUAUCUCCUGGCGGAGAUAAAUUACCUUCAAAUUUGGACAGUUCUGAGUUGGUACCUCUGGAACAACAUAACACCGAUCACCUUUUGGAAUUGAAUGAAGAGUUUCCUCCCUCACCAUCUGAUCAUCUGAGCAUUUUGAUCUCUCUUUCGACAAGGUGUGUGUGGAAAGGAAGUGUAUGCGAGCGUGCUCAACUCUUUCGAAUAAAAUAUUAUGGAAGUUUGGAUAAACCUUUGGGUCGAUAUCUUCGGGACCAUUUGUUUGAUCAGGGCUACCGCUGUCGCUCAUGCGAGAUGCCAUCAGAAGCACAUGUUCAUUGUUAUACUCAUCAAGAAGGUAGCCUCACGAUUUCUGUAAAAAAGCUUGAAGAGUUCCUUUUGCCAGGUGAGAAGGAAGGAAAAAUUUGGAUGUGGCAUCGAUGCUUACGAUGUCGAAGGACGAAUGGUUUUCCUCCUGCCACAAAAAGAGUUGUGAUGUCAGAUGCUGCCUGGGGUUUAUCUUUUGGAAAAUUUCUGGAACUCAGCUUUUCAAACCAUGCUGCUGCAAGCAGGGUUGCCAGCUGUGGUCAUUCCCUUCAUAGAGAUUGCCUUAGAUUUUAUGGCUUUGGGAGGAUGGUUGCAUGUUUCCGGUAUGCUCCAAUCAUUGUUAAUUCUGUGUAUCUUCCACCCCUAAAGCUUGAAUUUAACUAUUACAAAGAGGAAUGGAUGCAGAAAGAAUAUGACGAGGUCUGCAGCAGAGCGGAUCUCCUUUUCAAUGAGGCGUUGGAAGUACUUCAUCAGAUUUCAGACAAGACGAAAGCAAUGGAAUCUUCUCAACAGAUUGCAGAACUGGAGCUGAUGCUUCAGAAGGAGAAAAAGGAAUUUGAGGAAUCAUUGCAGUGCAUUUCGAAAGAUAAAGUAAAAUCUGGCCAGCCAGAGAUUGAUAUUCUUGAGAUCAACAGACUAAAAAGGCAGUUAAUCUUUCAUUCUUACGUCUGGGACCAGCGCUUCAUCCAUGUUUCAGGAUCUAAUAUUCUAAGAUCGAGCAGUGUAAUAUUGAAGGAGAAGCCUAUCAGCUCUAAGGAGAAACGUGCUGAGAUGGAUAUCGUUUCCAGAUCUGGGAGAGGGUUCAGUAGCUGGAAUCCUUCUCUUGUAAAUAUGAUGCCUGACAAUAGUACUCUCCUAACUGAUGUAGAACCUAGUCCGAUCAACUCUCCUAUUGGAAUCCAUAAAGGAGCAGACAUUAAUCGGACCUUGAGCAGUAAACAAGGUACCAGCCAUCAUCAUUCUUCUGGCACUGAUUUGAGUAACCAAGCCGACAUUCCUGAAUUCGGGAAAACGGUGCGAAGGGUUCAAUCAGAGGGGCAGUUCCACGUGAUGGAAAAUGUACCUGAUAAUUUAGAUGCUGCAUGGACAGGGAAUCACGAGCCAGGAACCGAAGCUUCUAAAGACAGGCCCACUGAGUCUUCUUCUGGCAUUAAUUCAACAGCGGCAGAAUCUGUAAACGAUAGAUUUGUGGCUAAAGAUUCUUACCCUUUACGCUCUCCAUUGCCUGCAAGAGGGCCUAACGAUAUGGAAAAUCCAAGUAGCUGGCUGAGGAUUCCCUUUUCAACUUUGUAUCGGUCAUUCAACAAGAACUAUUCAACAAACGCACAGAAGCUUCGCAAGAUUAACGAGCACAAUCCUUUUUAUAUAUCAUCAUUGAGAGAACUGUUACAUCAGGGUGGUGCUCGUCUACUUCUACCUAUGUCUUCCUGCAACACUAUUGUGCCAAUUUACGAAGAUCAGGCUACAAGCAUCAUUGCAUAUACACUGGCCUCGCCAUAUUAUCAAAAAAUCAUGUCAGAGGAACCUGAAAGCCAGAAAGAAUAUUCUUUGAUUUCCUCACCUUCGUUCUCAAUAUUGGACUCGUUUAAUUUACUUUCUCUUCAUACUUUUGAAGACUCGCCCACUGAAUCCCUAAGGAGUCUUGCUUCUGAUGAUGAGAGCAUCUUGUCAUCUGGCUCUCGGAGUUUCUCUGGUUUGGACCCUAUUCUAAUUCAAAAUGCUUUGCAUGCCAGAGUAACUUUCUCAGAUGACGAUCCUUUAGGGAAGGUGAAGUACACCGUGACUUGUUAUUGUUCAAAGCAGUUUGAGGCAUUGAGAAGAAACUGCUGUGUGAGUGAGUUGGAUUACAUCCGCUCUCUUGGUCGCUGUAAAAAGUGGGGUGCACAGGGUGGUAAAAGCAACGUCUAUUUUGCCAAAACAUUAGAUGACAGAUUUAUAAUCAAACAAGUUACAAAGACUGAGCUAGAGUCGUUUAUUAAGUUUGCACCAUCGUAUUUCAAGUACCUAACCGAUUCGAUAAAUAGUGGAUGUCCCACUUGCCUUGCAAAGAUCUUCGGCAUUUAUCAGGUGACAUCGAAGCAUCUCAAAGGAGGAAAAGAAACGAAAAUGGAUGUGUUGGUAAUGGAGAAUCUUCUAUUCAGGCGAAAUAUAACUCGACUAUACGACCUCAAAGGGUCUUCUAGAUCACGGUACAAUCCAGAUUCAAGUGGAAGUAAUAAAGUUCUGCUCGAUCAGAAUCUGAUAGAGGCUAUGCCAACUUCUCCUAUUUUCUUGGGAACUAAGGCAAAACGUCUCUUAGAGAGAGCCGUGUGGAACGACACUUCAUUUCUUGCAUCAAUAGAUGUAAUGGAUUACUCGUUGCUUGUUGGCGUGGAUGAAGAAAAACAUGAGCUGGUGAUGGGGAUUAUUGAUUUUAUGAGGCAGUAUACGUGGGACAAGCAUCUCGAGACUUGGGUGAAGGCAUCGGGUAUUUUAGGUGGGCCCAAAAAUGCGUCACCCACAGUAAUCUCUCCGGUACAAUACAAGAAAAGGUUUAGGAAAGCAAUGUCUGCUUAUUUUCUAAUGGUUCCAGAUCAAUGGCCUUCUUCGUCGACGAUUCCUCCGAGUGGCUCGUGUGAAGAAAACUUGCAGGAUCGGGUUUCCCCAUAAUGAUGGGCACAAACUUUCAGGCUUGUACAUGUAAAUUUUUCUUUCUUUUGGUUAAUUGUUGUUGUUGUUGUUGUUCUUCUUCUUCUAUAGGUUCUUCAUCCUGCAUCCAUUUUGACCUUCAGUAAAGCUAAUAUACGAUAUAAUUGAAAUCAUCAAACU
Messenger RNA from Erythranthe guttata (spotted monkey flower), 5612 nucleotides. RefSeq names its product 1-phosphatidylinositol-3-phosphate 5-kinase FAB1B. Gene Ontology annotation, molecular function: metal ion binding; 1-phosphatidylinositol-3-phosphate 5-kinase activity; ATP binding. Lineage: Eukaryota; Viridiplantae; Streptophyta; Magnoliopsida; Lamiales; Phrymaceae. Gene Ontology annotation, cellular component: endosome membrane. Gene Ontology annotation, biological process: phosphatidylinositol phosphate biosynthetic process. The record is from RefSeq and is a predicted model, not a curated record.